Messenger RNA from Amoebophrya sp. A120, 5258 nucleotides. NCBI's taxonomy places the organism in Eukaryota, Dinophyceae, Syndiniales, Amoebophryaceae. The record is from the annotation of a GenBank genome assembly.
UGACCCCUCGUGUCUUUAUUCUCUUUUGUAGUGUGAUUGAUUGAAGAGUGAAGCAAGUACCAAGACGCUGAGUACUGGGCAAUUAUGAGCAUGAGAGUAAUGACUAAGGCGAAACAAGCAAUGUAGAUCCAGGCAGCUGUAUUGCGUCCUACAGUGUUCUUUGUGCUACGAUCGAACCGGAACUUCAACAGGAGAAGCAGCUUGAUGAUAAAAAGCUAAAGCGCACCACCACCACGCAGUACGCAUUUUUAAUUUAAACGACGGAAGACUAUGUACAGUCCUUAAUUGAAUGCGGGGGCAAAAAUUCUUUUUCCAAGGAUGAUCGAUGGCUUGGCCAUCGACCACGACGGGCUGAAGCUGUAAGAUCAACAACGCAGCGCCCUAUCCACCCGUCGUCCCCUGCUUCGGUCGGUUGCUGGUCUUUGCUGCAGAACCAGGAGCAGAUAAUAUCGUCAAGAUGGCGGCAAGUAGCAGCGCAGACGCGUUUUCUGCACCAGAUCCGCCUGCGGCCGCCACGGCGCCGACCUUUGCGGAAAAAGAAGCGGACUUUGAGAGUAUGGUCUCCGAUCUGCGGGGAGUCUUCAUGGACUGGCUCCGGCGCUCAGAGAGGGAAAUGGCAGAUGCACGAGCGGAGCUAGCCGCCGCCAAAAAGGCCUUCGAGGACGAAAAAGCAAAGGUGUGGAAAGAGUUCAUGAAAGAGAAGCAGGCAGAGUAAUAUUGACCUUUUUUUUUGUGACUUUUCCUUGGUCGUCUUCGUCAUCAUUGAUCUGAGAAUAUGACGGGCUGCAUAGCACUAGUACUAGAAGCAUCUGGACGGAUGAUCCGGAUCCGCUGCGUCACCGGCAUGUAUGUGUUUCACAUGCGCCGCGUAAUGUAGGAUGACCACCAUGUUUCUUCUUUGUUUGUUCCGGAUCGAUCCUGCUUCGUUGCCUAUAUCUAUACCUUCUACGGUGCUAUGUCGAUACUAGGAUAUGCUGUAUCCAAGAGCUACACCUCUCGUCACAACAUAUGUCGUGUGUACUUCUAGGUACGAGAAGAUACAAGGCGAGCGGCGAAAGAACGAGGCAGAGAUAGCAGCUGCGAUCAAGCAGGUGGCGGUAGAACGCGAGGACGCGCGGUCCAAGAUUGCCGAGGAACGGGCGAAAUUUGAAGAAGAGAAAGAGAAGAGCAAACGACGACUCGCCUUGGACCGUGAACGGCUCAGACAAGAAGUUGAAACCUUCGAAGAGGAGAAAGAAAGGAUAAAAGACCAGGUUUGAUGCAAUGGUGCAGCUAUUCAUCUUUUUGUCACGACUUUGUUCCGAUGGACAAAAGAGAAACAAUUCAUUGACUCUAAGUAGAAGUAAGGCUUGUAGUCACAUCUUCAGUGAUGUUGCUCAGCACCACGAACUACAUAUAAUCCUUGCCGCGAGUGCAUCGUUACCUUCUAAGGGAUGGAGCUUGCGCAAAAAGUUGUAUGUAUGAGUCCCAAAAGAAUAAGAAACAUCAAAAAUUCUGGAGGCUCUCGCGUCUGAAGAAAUAGUAGACCUCAACGUGGGCGGUGUUACGUUCGAAACUUCAAAGGCGACUCUCUGUAAGCAGCCCGGAUCCUACCUGGAGGCGCUGCUAUCGGGAAGAGAGCACGUCGGCCGCGACAGAAAUGGCAGAAUUUUCAUAGACCGCGACUCCGAAUCGUAAAAAAUUUUUUGCUCUUUCGUGUUCUUUCUUUUUGGUUUGGCUCUGUCACUAAGAAGUCAAAAAAUGAUAUUAUAUUGGUCAUUUUCAGCCACAGCGUGGCUCAUCAUGGAAAUAUUGCUUCGUCAUCUUCUUUGUCCUGUCUACAUACAUUAUUGCUUUAGAUAAUAUGUGCUGCUUUAUACUGGGUAAUUGAGAGUCAAGAAUUACUACUCAUUCACGAAAAAGAGCAUGUAAAAACGAACAAGGUUCCGCACAAUUUUGAAUUACCUCCGUGGUUCAAGUGACGCUGCCGUGCCGCUGCCCAGCUCUGCUCAAGAAUCCGAAUCUCUUGUGAAGGAAUCAAAUUACUACGGGGUCAAAUUUUUCCCAUACCCGCUCGUCUUCGCAGCCGGAGGGCACAACGGCUAUGAACAUUUGUCCGCUAUGGAGGUUCUGGACGUCGGGAAUCAGUGCUGGAGGCCUUGCAGAUCAAUGCGCACAGAAAGAACCUACUUCGCGGUAAUGAAACUAGUACAGUGGACCACGACCAUCUUUAAUAGGACAACAUGAACAUCAUUGAUGCAGUUUUCUUUUUUCCUUCACUCAACCACAAUUGCACAAUUGGCGACUUGGACUUGCGCGGGAUUCCACCUCCAGCCAGGAUUUGUAUCUACAACUAUAAGAAGUGUGACUUCACUUUGAAACUAGUUCUAGUUCUGCGAUCCUGGUUUUCAUCGUCGCCUUGAGCUUAACUCGCUUCUAACACGGCUGCAGGCAUCGACGCUUUCGGCAAAGCUGUACCUCAUGGGUGGCCAGAACUUGGGUAUGACCCUUAAAAAUAUGUCUGGGUCGGAAACGCAACGAAACAGAAAGUGUGGCUGGUCCUGUUGCUGCCUCGUAUUGAAGCUGCAUCGAUAUCAUUGAAAAGUUACUGAUCUUUGUGUCUUCAGCCUUUUGCCAUCAGCAUCACGAGCUGUUCUUCUUCUCAAACAAGUAGACGGACCCAGACGUAUUUGAAAAAAUGCAUAGUGGAAUACAAGGCACUAAACGAGAUGGAAGUUUACGACUGUCUCCGUGACGCCUGGAUGGCGGGUCCGCCUCUGAAUUUUCCAAGAAGAAAUGUUACCAAAGUGAAUCAGAAGAUAGGACGUAGUUACUCACCGGUUGAUGAAGAUGUGCAUGUGCUCGAGAGCCCUUUCGAAUUAACCGUAAGUGUACGAUGUGUAAAUAAGGAAGUAAAACGACCAUUGCUAUUCACAACUCCGCAGUGGUACUCUCGUCGACCUUCCCAUCGCAGGGAAACUUGAACUUCUACGCAGGAAGACCUCAAAAAAAGAAUUGAACACACACGAGUCUUCACAGUGAAGAUGUUCACGCUCCAUAAGUGGCUACUCGUAGAUUCGUUCCUUGAGCGCGGCCUGAAAGGAUUCACAUCUUCGUGGAACAGCAAACGUUCUUCUCCCGGUGCCUCUCCAUAAGCGCCUGCUCGGAACAAGUGGACGGAAAAGUGUACAUUAUGGGGGGUUUUGACGGAUCGCAAAUUCUCUCUCACGUGGAGUCUUACGACCCACGCAUGAAGUCUUGGAUGGAAAACGCGGGAAUGACCACACCACGCUCCUCGGCUAUGUCCUGUGUGCAUGGCGGCAAGAUCUUCGUGCUCGGAGGUAGCCUACCUUGGUUCUUGUAGUUCCGCUUGUUGCACAUCAAUAUCUGACAAUUGUACUGAUUCCACGGCGGGCCACCGCUUAGAUUUCAAUAGUCAGAGUGGUCUCCGCCAGAAGUAGAAAUGACAGACUUUGAUUUUACGUGGUGUCUUCUACUUCUCCACUUCAUGUUGAACUCCACUAUUUGUAACUUAUUGUCGCUCUUUAACUUUGAUCAAAAACUCCGAUCUCCAUCAUCGACCGCCGGAUAAAUAUCUGGAGAAAUGGAACUCCCACAGGUACAAGCGGCAAGAGGCUCAAAACAGUCGAGUUUUUCGAGCCGAAAAUGAAUCGAUGGAGCCCAUUUGACGUGGACAUGAUUGACGUUCGAAGUGCUGGGCAGGCGCUGACCUGCCUGUCACAAAUAUACGCACUUGGCGGCACAGACAACCAACAAACAAUACACUACUCAGUACUUCUUUUCUCCUACUGUAGGUCGAUAAUUCAAGAAUCUGAUUGCAUGGUUGCGCGAGGCUGUCUUUUACAACUUCUGAGCCGGUUGGGUAGUUGCCUUGCGAUUUAGCACGCAGCCCAUAAUUCAAUUUAGUUUCUUUCGUGAUCGCAUGACACCGAACAAGACAUUUGCUUUUAUCCUCAUCAGGUGGAAUCAUUGGACCAGGAGACCGUGACGUGGAUGUAUAACAAGAGCAUGCAAGUCAGUCGGAUGGAUUUUGCAGCUACGGUGAUUUUACGCGGAGCAAAAGUAAGCUACCCCCAGGUGUAAUCUUCAAUUUAAGCAUGAUCGCAAAAGUGCAGCACUGGGGGUGAUGCUUACAUACACGAACACGGCAGUGCACCGCGAGCGCUUGAGCCUGAAGUUUGUUUCAAUUAUGAAAAUGAUGUGAGCACCUGCGGGAUGGUUUUUCACGGGAUACAUUUCCGAUUCCAUCAUGGUCGGCGGCGGGCAAAGUGGCGACAUUCUCGCGAGCACAGAGUAUCUUCUUAUCAUUUUGUUUACCAUCAAUGAUCUUCCGCUUUUAUCCUUGUCUCUUCUUCAGAGAGUAUCUUCCGUUUUUAUCUUUGUCUCUUCUUCAUCUUCCUUGGUGUCGCUUUUGAUAAGCGGAAAAAACAAGGGCAGAAUUAAAGCUGGUCCUAGUUGUUAUAUUGAAGCUGUCUGCUUUGCAAAGUAGGCGCCAGGCUACCUUCUGUGCUACGCAGGCCAAGGCCAACGACAUCAACCUUGAAAAAUCAAUCUGUUGCUGUACUAAAUUUUGAAUAAAGGAUCUGAAGAACAUCUUUUCUGAAAACAGGUUCUACCGGCCCGAGCUCGACACGUGGCAAGUCGGUCCGAGUAUGCUCACGCCGCGUUACGGGCAUCAGUACCUAACUGUGUCUCUGUAGGUGUUGCGGUCAAAUAGAGGCGCGUGUCUUGUCAUGCAGGAGGUACACUAGGAAAAGGGACUGGCAAUAGCUGCAUCUUCACAUUGGAGGUUCUCUUCACUGUACUUUUCUCUAAAUCUGACACCGAUAUGAUAAAUUAAACAAGCUCUCCGCCAGGAGCAUCUUUGCGGUUCAUCACCUCAGAGAUGAAGACCAAAAAAUCGAGAUUAUCGACAUGUUCGAACAAGCUUUAGUUAAUAUAUACUCAAUGUCAACAACCUCAUGCGUUUUUAACGUUAAAUCACAAUGACUAAAACUACACGACGGCGAGCCACGCGUUGUGGACAAAGGCGUGCUAGCACUUGUUGUCCGUCUUUGCCUGAUAUGUAGUAGAACGCUUGGAAUGCCGCGUCGUGGUGUUCAUUCUGUUUUUUUGCAACUGUAGGAUUCUGCUGAUCAUGGCUAUCUAGCGAGCCAUGUCCACCCGCGUCGCGCGAAAGCGAAAAUGCGUGGCCGUGAAGAGCCGAUUGCUAGUUUAUGUCUAACAACAUUUGGUCGUGCAGGAGGAGGAGGAAGUGA